Messenger RNA from Adineta ricciae, 1428 nucleotides. The record is from the annotation of a GenBank genome assembly. NCBI's taxonomy places the organism in Eukaryota, Metazoa, Rotifera, Eurotatoria, Adinetida, Adinetidae.
AUGAAUAUAAUCCGCUUACUCAAUAAAAGUAUGUCUCCUACAAAUGAUUCAGAUGAAAUAGAACCUCGUCUUGCCGAAUUGAGUUGGAAUGAAAUUCUCUAUGAUGAUGGUCUAGCUGCACGUGUCACUGGUUCGUCAUUUCGAUCGAUAACCAUCGGUGUUUGUUUAAUCGGUAUCAUUGGAAAUAUUCUAGCUGUAUGUACAUUACUUCGUCGACGAAUGCGUACACUUUCAACGUACAUCUACUUAACUGCCUUGUGUCUGUCGAAUAUCGUUGCGCUAGUUUCAGUCAUAAUGUUCGAAGGUGAAAUGUUUCUUGUACCGACUCGCCAGAAUUGUUCUAUUGUUCUGACAGCCAAAGCACUUGCCUCCAGUACAUUUGCGCUAUCAACAUGGAUUACCGUUGGCUUCACGGUGGAUCGAUACGUGAUGAUUUGCUUUCCGUUUACUGGAAAAAAUCGCUGUACACGUCGUAAUGCCAUCUAUGUCAUUCUUAUUUGUCUAUUAUUUGCUAUCAGUUAUUUCAUACCGCAAUUAUUGGCUCAAAAGUGUCAUCCACUCAUUCAAUAUCUUCCAACGGAUAUGAACGCAUCAGCGAACGUCUCUCUUCUCCAACAUAAUUAUAUCGAAACGCCCGUCUAUUGGGUAACAGGCCUGAGUGAUCAUGGAAAAUCCGCCGUAUUUCGUGUUGUAGCGACCUUAUUUGCCAACUGUUUACUUAUUCGUAUCGUUCCAUUUCUUGUCAUCUCGAUUCUCAAUUUUCAUCUCGUAAAAACGCUCUCCGAAACAAAACGACGACACCGUGAAAUGAAUCCAUUCGAACAAAAUCGAAAUGAUGUAACUCAUAUGCUUGUCGUCGUCAUCUCCACGUAUCUUCUCUGCAUAAUACCGUCGAUUCCAUUCGCAGCCUUCUUCGCCUACGAUCCACAUCAAUACAUCGACAUCUCAGUUCACUACAUCAUAUUCCAACAUCUCGAUGAAUUUACGAAAUUCUUGAUCAUACUCAACUCUGCCUCGCAGUGCUAUCUAUACAUUUUCUUCGGGAAACGUUUUCGUCGCGAACUAUCGAGUUUUCUAUGUUUGUGUUGUAUUCGUCAUUGUCAUAUGUCGAUACCACAGUCGUAUUUGAGUGAUGAAUGCGAACUGUUCAACGGUGACGUUUGGAGUGCAAACGAAACAUACGAACUCGCUUUGGAGGGUGAAUGGGUAGCGAAUAGACAACAUGAUGGUUUAGCUGGAAUUGAAUUCAGCUUCCACUAUGUGAGACGAACGAGUCGUUUACCAUCGACAACUGGUAUAUCGCUGCUAGCAGAUUCGGAUGAGCGAUAUAAACGAUUUAAUAAUAACGAACAUCCGUCCGUGUUUUUAAUUUGUAUGUUUUUUCAACAUGCGAACUUAGCUUUUCCAAAUCGGUGCUUUCCUUCUUAA